AGCGGUGACGGCGGUGGUAGCUGCGGCGGUGGCGACGGCGGCGACGGCGGCUCCAUCCAUUAUCCCGCUAUUCCUGCAAGAGCGCCCGUAUUGGUGUACGUGUGUGCGCUGGCAUCGGCACUAUCUCCGUCUGCGUCAGUCCCGUUGUCUGUCUCGCCUCAGCGCCGCCACCAAACCCGCGGCGGAGACAGGACUAGAGGAGAGAGAGAGCAGCAUCUAGCAAAAUGGACGCCUUUGUGUCUGUUUUCUUCGUAUCUGCACUAUAAAUAGUGCUUGUGCCGCAAGCGGCCGUGCGCGCGAAUCCCUAAGACAGAUCUUCGACGUCGCGGCCCCAAGUCGAAUAUUAGCGCACCGUCGCGGGGAACGCCAGUAAAGAAGUGUGUGCCGCGUUCCUGCGUUGCAUCGCUGCCUGACGUCCCCGCGAGAGAGCCGCGGCUGCUACUCUAAACUAGUCGGAGGCCGCUUGAACUCGCAACCUAUCUAGCGACGGGACCGAGACGUCUAAGGAGGGAAGCCGCCCCGGGGCAACUGCCCGGAAACGCGCGAGGAGCUGCAAGGACCCAAGUAGGCCACGGUCCGCGGAUGACAGGCUAGCUAGAAGGCGAGAGCCGACCAAAACAAGCGCCUUUGAUCCAGUGCCGAGGCAGGUGUACCAAAACAUGGAUCAACUUUUGCAGGACCCUAGAGCCUCUUCAAAAUUUGGUUGACCCUUGCCUUGAGACAACAUGGGAACUUGAGAGAACUGUUUUGUGUGUCUGGCACCUUGGCACUUGUGCUAGUGUCAAUAUUGUUUUAGCUAAACUAUAAAGUGACAGUUGUGAGAUUCAACAAACGAUUGUUAUUUUGCGAGGGAAUCCGUGGUACGAUAAACAUGCAUCUUACAGACCAGUACACACAAUUGUGAUUCUACAUAUUUUAACCCAAGAGAUUUACAUCCUCUCUGCACUUGCGCUCUAUUUAUACUUGGACCGAGGGCAAGCUAUCAGAUGCCAGAACAAAUCCAAAUCAAAAUGAAUGGGGUAAUACCGAGUGUACCAAUCACUACCCUUGCGGGAAUAGCAAGUCUCUCCGAUCUGUUGCCUGAAAUGCCUCUUCCUACUCCAUUGCCGCAGACUUUAACAAAUAAGUCUCUUUUAUUCCAUCCGAGAGUUGCGGACGAGGCACAAAUUCUUUUAAGUAUGCGAGAUGAAAAUUUGGUACCCCAGUUAAUCAUGUCUCUCUCUCAGACCUCGUCCGAUCAUAUUGAGUUAAAAGAUCACUAUGCAAAUCUUGAGCAACCUUUAGAAGCUCAGCAAAAUGCUCCGGAGCUUUUAAAAGCCAUUCUACAAACAAAUCCACAUGUAUUCAAGGGACCUCAGUACAAUUCUCCUAGAAGUUGGCCACAACAAAGCCAUCAAAUGGCGAGUAAUUACGAACGUUUCUCACCGUCUUAUUCGAAUUCUUCUAGUUCGAGACAAACCCCACAAGGUAGUCCUGCGCACAUGGCAGUCGGGAGAACCAUGUUACCUGGUGGUAUUCCCCAUGCCCAACAACCUAGGAUGCCUGUCGCACCGCAAAAUCAUGCUGAUGUUACGCAAAGCAGUCCUUUUACCGUGCCUUCUCCGUCGUCUCGUGCGACUGUCAUAACAGAACAAACAAGGACUUCGACUACUCCGCAGCACAUAAUAGAAGAUACUCAUUGUCUCAAUAAUGUUACUGCUCAAUUUAAUAUGCAUUCACCAGCGCACAUGAGCACUCCUAGUCCUCUAAUAUCAUCUCUUGGUAAUGUCACCCCUCAACAUCAUAUAAUGUCGAGUGGAAUGACGCCACAACAUAAUAUGCAUAUGACACCACCAACUGAUAGUGGAAUUUCAGUAACGCAACAUCAUCAAAUGCAGUCACAGCAUCAUCAUCCAUUGCAUCAACAUCAGAUGCACCAACCAGCAAUGAGUGUACAUCAACAAAUUUAUGAUCCUAUGAUGAACAGACAAAUGCAUCAAUCUCAGAUACCUCAAGCAAUGGACAUUGAUCAUACAAUUCACGAUAAUCAGCAAUUCAUACUUGACCAUGUUACAGGUCUUCCUGAAAUCGAUUUACCAAUUGGAAGCUUGGAUACAAAUCACAGUAGAGAGAUGAUCCCAACUGCUAUGACAUCUCAGCCUAGCUUAUUUGACAAUGUUAAUACAAACACAAGCUUGGACAAUACCAUGAUGCCUUUGUCAGAAUCUGUACCGCAUUCAGUAUCAAUACCGCAGCCACACUUAUUUGAGCAUCAGCUUCAAGAACAUCAUCAUCAGCAUCCACAUAUGUCAUUAGAACAUCAUCAUCCACAACACCAACAUCAAUCGGAGCAUAUGAAUCAGUCGCAGAUGCAACAAGCCCAUUUAUUUCAACAAGACCAGCAACAAAAUAAUGUUUUUGAAAAGGAUGUGAAAAUUUCUUUAAAAGAACCCAUUAUUAUGUUAAAUAGAUCUUUAGCAGAUCAGGCAUUAAUGAAGAAAACUCUCAAUACUUCUAAUGAAAAAUCUCCCAUGCGUGCGACAAGAACAAGUAUAUCGAGUCGAGAUCACGAUGAAAAAUCUAUUAAAUCUGAAUCUGACAGUGAAGAGGAAAUUGGCAAAAAUAAUAAAUACUUUAAAUCCAGAGCGAAAGAGCGACAAGCGCAAAAAGAAAAGGAGAAAGCAGAAAAGAAAAGAAAUACGGAUGAGAAACGUUUAUCAUCUGCUAGAAGGAAAAGGUUAAUUGACGACGACGACGACGACGACGAUGAUGAUGACGACGACGUUGAUGAAGACAAAAAGGAUGAGACUCUGUCACCCGUUAAGCCAAAAAUCAGAAAAUUCGAAAAAAAACUUGUUCCUGUAUUACCAAAGCUCAGUGUAGAAGAGCUUAUGGAAACUAAUACGUAUCAGCGAUUUAAUACAUUAGUAGAGACAAUUUUUGAAAAUACUGAAGAAGCAGCUCUGGAUGAAAUAGAGGAAGAUGGCGAUGUACCACAAGAAUUAUUAAUUGCUGACCAUCAAUUGCAAGCUUUGUGCUCUGAAGCAGCUAAAUUAAAGUCUUUAGUUUCACCGCUAGCAGAUCCAGAUGAUGAUAUUGAACAAAGUCGUAUGUGGAUGCAAAUUGCAAUGAGCAGAGUCCAACAGGCUGUCGAUGCUUCUCUCGUUUGUUUGCACAUUAUGACGUCGAGUAAUAUGCCAAAAACAAUAUACUUGGAAGAUGUCAUCGAUCGAAUAAUUCUCUUUGUUAAAUUUCAAUUACAGAACACAAUUUACCCUUCCUAUGAUCCUGUAUACAGAAUAGACUCAAAAAAUAAGACUGACAAUUUUAACUCUAGUGGACGUAAAAAAAGAAGCCAUGCCAAGGAAGUGAGAGAGAAAAAUCUUCUAAUGGUUUACAGUAAAUUGCAUGAGCUGGUUAGUCUCUUGUCAGAACUACUCAAUAUACAAAUUCUCACCGACACCAGUGUACUUCAUGCUUCCACACUUGGUGUUGCUCCAUUCUUUGUUGAAAAUGUUAGUGACUUGCAAUUGAGUGCCCUUAAACUUGUUACCAUCAUCUUUACAAAGUAUGAAAAGCACAGAAGAUUACUUCUCGAUGACAUAUUAGCUUCCAUCGCCAGACUUCCAAGCAGUAAAAGAAGUCUUCGAACAUAUAGACUUAGCACAGACGACUAUAUACAAAUGCUCACUGCUCUAGUGUUGCAAUUGAUUCAGUGCGUUGUAGUUUUACCUGACAAUUCAGUACAAGGGCAAGAUAAACCUACAAUCAAAGACGAAGAGGACAAGAAAAAAGAGAUAACAUUAAAUAAUAUUGACGUCGAUGUACUCAUAUUAAGUAAGUAUGAUGCAGCACAAAGAUUGGCAGGAAAUUUUUUAACUGCCUUUCUUAACAAGUGUGGCAAUAAAGGAGAGGAAGUCGAUUAUCGUCCGCUUUUUGAGAAUUUUGUUCAAGAUUUACUUGCCACGGUAAAUAAGCCUGAAUGGCCAGCUGCUGAACUGAUGCUUAGUUUACUAGGUAAAUUGUUGGUUGGUCAUUUUUCAAACAAAGGUUCGGAUAUGUCUCUGAGGGUAGCUUCUAUAGAUUACUUAGGCGUUGUUGCCGCUAGAUUAAGAAAGGACGCAGUCAGUUCCCAUUGUAAAUUAGCAACUAUAGAUCAAAUAAUUUCUGAUAUUAAAAUUGAGCAGUCGAGAGAUGCGGAUUACGAUCAAGUAAAAGAUAAGGAAAUUCCAGGAUUGGAUCCAGCCGAGGAACGGAUAAUAUUUCUACAAAAGGUCCUUCUCGAUUAUCUGGCUGUUAACGGAACCAAGGAUUCUGCUCUUGGCUACGCGCGUCACUUUUAUCUAGCUCAAUGGUAUAAAGACUGUGCCAUGGAUAAACAACGAGUAGGGCAGCCGAAGCACGUAUCGCCCAGUAAAAAAUCGCCAAAAAAACGAUCGAGAAAGAAAGGCGGCAGGCAUCGGAUAAGUGACGACGAAAGUGAGGAAGAGUUGGAAGAAGAGAUAAAUCCCGAUGAGAAUGAUAAUAAUGAGCAAAAGCAUUCGGAAAGUUACAGGAUAAUUGAAGAGAAAAAAAAGUUGAUAGUAAGUAAAAUUCGGCCCUACAGUACCGGAACAAAGCCCGACAUUCUACAAACAUAUAUUGAUUAUAACUCGGCCGAACUCAUCUCCCAAUAUCUUGCGUCAACACGGCCUUUCUCUCAAAGUUUCGAUCGCUACUUACAGCAAAUUCUCCGUGUAUUGACCGAAAGUUCCAUAGCAAUUCGAACAAAAGCCAUGAAAUGCUUGACGAUGAUCGUCGAGGCAGAUCCUAGUGUGCUGGCCCGCGUUGAUAUGCAGCUUGGCGUCAAGCACUCGUUCCUCGAUCACUCAACAUCAGUACGUGAGGCUGCGGUCGAUCUUGUUGGUAAAUUUGUGCUUAGCCGACCGGAAUUGAUUGACAAGUAUUAUGAAAAACUUCUGGCCAGGAUUCUUGAUACUGGCGUUAGCGUAAGAAAGCGAGUGAUCAAGAUCCUUAAGGACAUAUGCAUGGAAUUUCCCGACUAUGAAAAAAUUCCCGAAAUCUGCGUAAAAAUGAUACGACGAGUAAACGACGAGGAGGGUAUAAGGAAGCUUGUAAUGGAAGUUUUUCAGAAUAUGUGGUUCACACCUGUCAAGGAACGCCCUACUCUUGACACAAAAGCUUUGCUCCGUAAAGUCAUGAACAUCACUGAUGUUGUAGCAGCUUGUAAGGACAUGGGACUUGAAUGGUUCGAACAACUACUUGUUAGUCUUUUUAAACCUAAAGAGGACAAAGAGGAUAGCACCAAAUUGAUAACUGAACCACCAAAAGCUCUCUUAACUGCCUGUACCCAAAUCGUUGAUUGCUUAAUUGAAAACGUACUCAGGUUAGAAGAAACAAACUUCAAUACUUCGAGCGAUGUUGACGAAAAUCCUCAAAAACGUGGUUCUUCUCAAAGACUCGUUGCCUGUUUAACGACACUUUAUCUCUUUGCAAAAAUAAGGCCCCAACUUUUGGUUAAUCAUGCAAUAACACUGCAGCCUUACUUGAGCUUAAAAUGCCAGACUCAAGGAGAUUAUCAAAUAAUCAGUAGCGUUGCCCACACAUUAGAGCUUGUUGUGCCCCUCAUGGAGCACCCCAGUGAAACUUUCUUAGCUCAAUUGGAGGAAGACUCGGUGAAGCUGAUUCUCCAGCACGAUAGAUCCGUCGUAGCUAGUUGCCUCUCCUGCUUGGGAUCUAUAGUCAAUAAUGUCACAAGGAAUUUCAAACUAAUUAGAGAUUGUUUCAAUAAAUACUACGGCUCUAUGACCACAUAUAAAUCCGUUUACGAAAGAGAUCCAGAUAAUCCAUGGCUAAUCAAGUAUAAACCAUUUUUCCGAAGAGCACUUUUUACCGUGGGCUUGCUUUUAAGGCAUUUUGACUUUACUGAUUCACAAGUGAUAGAUGGUCUACCGGACAACAUCAAGGACCAAGUUUUUGAAACACUCAAUUACUUUGUCAGUCAAGACAACGAUGACACAAGGCAAUUCACACUCUCCGCUAUUGGCUCCCUCUGCAUCCGGCAUUAUGAAUUUAUGAUGCUGCCUCAACUCGAAGAGCUCUAUCAUUAUUUUUUAACAUCCGAAUGUGCACCAGUGCAAAUGAGAAUACAAGUCUUGAACAACAUUGAAUUGUAUUUAGCAGAAGAGGAGAAAAGGAUGAUAAAGCAGGACCUUGAGUGGGCCAAGCUUUCAAAACAGGAAAAUCUUAAAGAGAUGGGUGAUGUGUCAUCUGGAAUGGCUAGUGCAGUAAUUCAAAGAUAUCUUAACCAAAUUCUCGAGUCUUUUCUACACUUCAAUAUUAAUGUACGACACGCUGCCCUUAAAGUUAUUCAAUUGAUAUUGGCCCAAGGAUUAGUUCAUCCAGUGACAAUCGUACCCUAUCUUAUAUGCAUGAGCACGGACUGUGAAAAGACAGUGAGCCAUAGUGCCGAUAAACAAUUACAAGACAUUGAAAAAAAAUAUCCGGGCUUCGUGCACACAAAAGCUCAAGUUGGAAUAAAGUUAAGUUAUCGAUUACAACAAAUACUGCAGAAGGAUACGACUCUGGUUAGAGGCAUGCGAUUAAAAGAAGGUGAGUACCCAACUGCCCUCAAUGGAUUUCUUUACACCAUACUGCGAAAUACAAAACAACAGCGGAGGGCUAUUGUCCAGUCCUUCCUCAAGCAAUUUGACGAAAGCGCCAAGACAAGCCUCUCCCAAAUGCUCUAUUUGGCAGACAAUCUCGCCUACUUUUCUUAUCAAGUGCAAGAUGAACCACUAUUCAUUAUUCAUCAUAUAGACAUAAUUAUAUCCAUGUCAGGUACAAAUCUGCUUCAAUCCUUUAAGGAAACUCUUUUACCCAAAGAUGGUCAUUCGCUGCAGCAUCAAAUGCAAGGUAUGACCUUACAACAACAACGCCAACAGCAGCAGAUGCAGCUACAAUUACAGCAGCAGCAGCAGCAGCAGCAGCAGCAACAACAAUUGGCAAUUGAACAACAGCAUCUACUUCAACAACAGCAGCAGCAUUUAUAUCCACAGGGCGGAGAAAUGAUGAUGCACGGUGAAAUGGGCCUUAUGGGAGAAAUACAAGCAGUAGGAGCUCAGGUGGUAGCCCAAGCAGCGGCCCAAGUAGCGGCUCAAGUAGCAACUCAAGUUCAAAUGCAAGUCCAGCCAGUGACACACACCACGCCUCGGGCUCAAGCCACGCUGUAUGGUCCGGAUGGAGUACCACGUCCUACUCAGCUACUCGCCGCAAUCGAAGAUGAAGAGGACGACGAAGAGGAUGAGGAAACGGUCCUCGAAAGAUUACCUGAAAAUACGAGAUUGCUACGCGAGUACAUCACCGCCAGUCAGGGCUUUCUUCUAUUGUUGAACCUACGCCAACAUCUCAAGGAUCUUUAUGGCUUUUCUGAUGCUAAGAUCAGUCAGUAUUCGCCCUCCGAAUCGGCCAAGGUUUACGAGAAGGCACUUAACCGCAAAAGCAAUCAGCUGUUCAAGCCCAAGAGUACACUGCAAAGACUGAAGGAAAAUAAGAGCGACGAUCAGGAAUUAAACGACGAAGGAAGGCGACAGUUGGUAAAGGAGUACCUCGACUUUAAGCAGCUCAUGUUAAAGUUCGAUCCUGAUGAUCCCGACGACGAGGAAGAGGAGAACGAGGGUGGCGUUGCGAAACGAGGUGUGCCCACCAAUUCAUCAGAACCUGAUCGGCUGAACUCCUCGACAGGUGGAAUAAUCUCAAUCGAGGCCAUGCCUGUUCAAUACCAAGUGCACCAGGUACCGGAACAUCCGAACAACUCGAUGGCCCAGAGCCAUGGCCCACCCCGAGUGCCCAAGCUCACGAUACAUGCGAGUCACCAUCAACAGCAGCAACAGCAGCAACAGCUAUUGCAACAGCAAAACGCUCCCGCAGACAAAGAGCACCACCGCAAGCAUCGCGCUCACAAAGCAGAUAAGCCUAAGAAGCACAAGAAAAAAAAGAGGAGAAGAUUGUCGGAUAGCAGCGAAAGCGGCGAGGACUUCAGCGACCCCGACUUUCUCGUGUGAGUAACCGAGGGUCGUUUUUUUAUUUCGAUUAUAAUCGAUCAUGCGUUUUCCAACUUAUUUUUCA
This is a messenger RNA of Ceratosolen solmsi marchali, 8106 nucleotides long. It is a transcript of the gene Nipped-B, whose product is annotated as Nipped-B cohesin loading factor. Bases 987 to 8042 code for a protein of 2351 amino acids. Lineage: Eukaryota; Metazoa; Arthropoda; Insecta; Hymenoptera; Agaonidae. The record is from RefSeq and is a predicted model, not a curated record. The transcript is spliced from 4 exons. Gene Ontology annotation, biological process: replication-born double-strand break repair via sister chromatid exchange; regulation of gene expression; establishment of protein localization to chromatin. Gene Ontology annotation, cellular component: Scc2-Scc4 cohesin loading complex. Gene Ontology annotation, molecular function: chromatin binding; cohesin loader activity.